Messenger RNA from Strongylocentrotus purpuratus (purple sea urchin), 2277 nucleotides. RefSeq lists its product as uncharacterized. Gene Ontology annotation, biological process: intracellular signal transduction; cGMP biosynthetic process; receptor guanylyl cyclase signaling pathway. The coding region runs from base 142 to 2142 and encodes 666 amino acids. The record is from RefSeq and is a predicted model, not a curated record. Gene Ontology annotation, molecular function: peptide receptor activity; guanylate cyclase activity. Lineage: Eukaryota; Metazoa; Echinodermata; Echinoidea; Camarodonta; Strongylocentrotidae. The transcript has 12 exons.
CAUUUUGUUUCAACUUAAAAGCACAUAUGAUAGCAUUCGAAACCAGGGAGUUCAUCUCGGACCUACAUAAUCUCUCGUUGAGACGGUGAAGGUGCUCUUGUCUGGUUUCUGCUGAAGCUAAUUGGUUAGUGCUUUUGGAGAAUGGAGGAUUCAGAAGCCAGGAGGCUGGCAGGAGAGAGGGUGGCGAGCAUCGCUUCCAGUCUCGGAUCCAUGAGUCAGGUUGAGACAUCGGUACGGGAGGUGAUUCAAGACUCGAACAAGAUGCUUUGCUCGGCCACACCCUUGACACCAAACGGUAAGAGACGUCAGAUGAUAAAGAUGUUAACCCUGACGCUGAUGCCUAUCAUUGUCCUGACAGCCCUCGCCAUCUCCGAUCUCAUCGCUACCCUCAAUAAGAGUGUAGAUGCCAGCGAGAUCCGGAGGAACGUUCGCUUCAGUCGACAGGUUGGUACCCUGGUUCACAGUCUACAGAUGGAGAGGGACAUGACUGCGCUCUACAUCAGCUCUUUGAUGCAACAGAAGACCGCAGCCACCGGACCAGAAAGGAAGAUCUUCCUGAUCAAUACCUACCCGCUUACCGACGAAGUCUUGGAGAGUUUGGACGAUUGGCCCGUCAAGGGAACCAUGGCUUACCAACAGUUCCAAAACAAAGAGGCCCUGUUGUCGUACCUCUUCCAGUACCGUCUAACCCUCGACAUCCACAACACAACCAUCUACGAAGUCAUCCAUUUCUACACCGACGCCAUCCAGCUCUUUAUCGACUGGCUCUACGAGAGUGUAGGCAAGUCCGGCGGUCAGGGUCUCUGGGAGACACUGGUAGCUUACCAGCUAUUGAUCGUGGGAAUGGAACAGACUGGUAUUGAGCGCACGUUGGGGGCGGUGUUCUAUACGCAGGGUGGCUUCAAUCGGUUGACGGAUUACCGCUGGUAUAUGGAGAAGAUGCAGGUCGGUCAGUCGAACAUCUGGGCGUCGCAGAAGUACUCUCAGCUCGUCCGCAUGAUCCUCGAGGACUCGAUCGAGAACUCUGACCACGACUUCCACUUCCAGAAUACGAUCACAGAGAUGCGCUCCAUCAUUUCGUACAACAACGCCACCAGGGAACCGUCUUGGCAGGAGGGACAGUGGUGGUUCGACAACAUGACCAUCUAUAUUGAUAUCCUCAGGGAUAUCCAGAAGAACAUGGCAGAGGUGAUUCUCAACGAACUGAACUCCGCUGUGACCACCGACAACGCCGAUCUCGCCGUCAGCAUCAGCAUCAUGGUGUUAGUCGUUUUUCUUUGUGUCAUCAUAAUCAAGGCCGUUGAAUCACUCACUUCUAACAUGCAGAACUACGUUCUUACGCUGGCUGACCAAACCAAGGCGCUUCAUAAAGAGCGAAAGCGGACGGAUACGCUGCUCUAUCAGAUGUUGCCUAUUUCGGUUGCCGAGAACCUGAAACGCAACCAGGUCGUUCACGCCGAAAACUUUACAGCAGCCACGAUUCUGUUUUCGGAUAUUGUCGGAUUCACUCGGAUCUGCUCCGAAAGUUCCCCACUGCAGGUGGUCGACAUGUUGAACAAUGUGUACACAAACUUCGAUAGCAGGAUCGAUACCUACAAUGUGUACAAAGUAGAGACGAUCGGAGACGCGUACAUGGUUGUAUCAGGCGUUCCACAGCGUAAUGGGAACAAACACGCCAGUGAGAUCGCCUUGAUGGCUCUGGACCUUCUCAACUGUAUCAAAGGUUUGGUCAUCCCCCAUCGACCUGGUACUAAGAUGACACUCAGGAUUGGAAUACAUACUGGACCGGUGGUAGCUGGUAUUGUUGGUUCCAAAAUGCCAAGGUACUGUCUCUUUGGCGAGACUGUCAAUAUUGCAUCUAAGAUGGAGUCGAAUGGAUUACCAAAUCGGAUUCAGAUCAGUGAUGAUUGCCAUCGCAUUCUUAAGAUCACGGGUGGAUACACUAUGGUUCGCAGAGGCGAGGUGCUACUUACGGACAAAGGUACGAUGACGACCUAUUGGUUGACUGGUAGGACCGCCGGGACUAUUGGAUCGGCUUACUCCAGCGAGCAGAACGAUCAGAGCGACAGCGACUGUGAUUUAACGCUGAACGUCCCCGAUGAUUCUCCACCAUCCAUGGACAUAGGCAUUCACGACUUCUAGUUGGUCGUCUUCCAUGGAAUCCGAUCACAAAGACCAUGUUAGGGAGCGAUAGUGGCGAGGGGAAGAUUAUGGUCCAGAACAGUGAUAGAGGAAAUGACAUAGACAGAGUUAUUAUGUAUUUAGGAGGGAGGGGAG